Messenger RNA from Quercus robur (English oak), 532 nucleotides. Its product is annotated as 60S ribosomal protein L5, mitochondrial. Gene Ontology annotation, molecular function: RNA binding; structural constituent of ribosome. The record is from RefSeq and is a predicted model, not a curated record. The coding region runs from base 1 to 525 and encodes 174 amino acids. NCBI's taxonomy places the organism in Eukaryota, Viridiplantae, Streptophyta, Magnoliopsida, Fagales, Fagaceae. Gene Ontology annotation, biological process: translation. Gene Ontology annotation, cellular component: cytosolic large ribosomal subunit; ribosome. The transcript has 2 exons.
AUGGCUUUUGUUCAAUCAGACGCUGUUAGAAAGAGGACUGCUAUUGAAUCAGCUGUGGGACUUGAAGGAUAUGGCUGGCUUGUAGUACCAAAGGCACCCUAUGAUUUCAUAAUAAUAAAUGGAAAAUUGGCUAUGGAGAUUCCGUUCGGUCAGAAAUUCAUACAGACACAAAGGGGUUUGACAGGAAAGUCGUUUCGAUCCAAUCCAGGGUCAAAUAAAGACAAAGGAUAUGUCAGUGACCUAGCACGACAAAGCACUCUCCGAGGGCAUGGAAUGUAUAAUUUAUCGGUCAGAAUCUCGACAGUAAUGUCUCUGUUAGAUUCUCCGGUCGAAAUACGGGAAAACUCCAUUCAAUUCUCGAUGGAAACAGAGUUUUGCGAAUUCUCCCCAGAACUGGAAGAUCAUUUCGAGAUCUUCGAACAUAUUCGAGGGUUCAACGUGACUAUUGUCACUUCGGCCAACACACAAGAUGAGACUUUACCACCGUGGAGCGGCUUUUUGCAAAAAGAUGAGUGGGAAACUUAGUAAGAUG